Hipposideros armiger (great roundleaf bat) is the source of this 4767-nucleotide messenger RNA. RefSeq names its product WD repeat domain 37 (gene WDR37). Bases 703 to 2190 code for a protein of 495 amino acids. The transcript is spliced from 13 exons. The record is from RefSeq and is a predicted model, not a curated record. Gene Ontology annotation, molecular function: protein binding. NCBI's taxonomy places the organism in Eukaryota, Metazoa, Chordata, Mammalia, Chiroptera, Hipposideridae.
ACCGGAGGGGCCACACUCCAGGGCCUCCAGGGCCGCGUGGGGCGUCCUCACACGAGAGCCGACGUGUCGCCGAGAACGAGGGCCCAGUGGUCACGGGGGAAGAGGCGCACCAGCACGACUUCGCCCGCGCCGCGACCCGUUUCAAAUUCCACUGCAAGCCCAGGCCUCCGCGGCGCAGGCGGACACAUGAGACUUCCGCAUCUGUCGGAAGCUGACAGGGAACUUCCGGCGCCGGGCAGAACUUUUAGGCCUGGUGGAGGCCGAGGCGAGACUUCCGAUAAAGGGCGGAACCUGGCUGGGACCUCCGGCGGUGCGGGCGCGGGUGGGUGGGGUUUCCGGCGGCCCGGAAAUGUGGGCUAGGCGGGACUUCCGGCGUUGCGGGCGCGGCUUGGUGGGACUUCCGGUGGCACGGGAGUUGGCAGGGCGGGCCUUCAGGCCGCCAGGCGGGACGUCCGGUAGCCUGGGCCGAGACAGUGGCCGGGACUUCCGGUGACGCCGGAAGUGCGGGUGGUCAGGCUGCCGGGUUGUGGGGCAGCGUCAGGGCUGAGUAUCUGUGUCUUGCGCCUCAGCCUGCGUUCUGGGCGUCGCGUGACUGGGAAGCGACGGGAGGCAGCGCACGACCCGGCUGGCACUGGGCGGCGGGCUCGGCGGCGGAGUGACCGCUUAUUGCAGGAGUGACCAGGACAUCACCUUGUAGAAGUAAUGCCCACAGAAAGCGGAAGUUGUUCAACUGCUCGCCAAGCAAAACAGAAACGCAAAUCUCAUAGCCUUUCUAUACGAAGGACUAACAGCUCGGAGCAAGAGAGGACAGGCCUGCCAAGAGAAAUGUUGGAAGGACAAGAUUCUAAGCUGCCCUCCUCAGUUCGCAGUACACUUCUGGAAAUGUUCGGUCAAAUAGAAAGAGAAUUUGAAAACCUUUAUAUUGAAAACUUAGAAUUGCGUAGAGAAAUCGAGACUCUUAAUGAGCGUUUAGCUGCUGAAGGACAAGCAAUCGAUGGGGCAGAGCUGAGUAAGGGCCAGCUCAAAACCAAAGCCAGUCACAGUACCAGCCAACUCUCCCAGAAGCUGAAGACCACGUACAAGGCCUCCACCAGCAAGCUCGUCUCCAGCUUCAAGACCACCACGUCGAGGGCUGUGUGCCAGCUCGUGAAGGAGUACAUUGGCCACAGGGAUGGCAUCUGGGACGUCAGUGUGGCGAGGACACAGCCCGUGGUGCUGGGGACUGCAUCUGCAGAUCACACGGCGUUGCUGUGGAGCAUCGAGACCGGGAGGUGCCUCGUCAAGUACGCGGGCCACAUGGGGUCAGGUGAGCGCCAGCAUGUCCACGGCUCUCCAGACGGGGGUGUGCUGGUCGCUUCUGGAGAUCAGACUGCUCACAUUUGGAGAUACGCUGUCCAGUUGCCAACACCCCAGCCCGUGGCCGACACUAAUAUAGGUGGCGAGGACGAGGUCGAGUGCUCUGAUAAAGAUGAGGCCGACGUGGACGGAGACGUGUCCAGUGACUGUCCUACCAUCCGGGCGCCAUUGACUUCCCUUAAGAGCCACCAGGGAGUGGUCAUAGCUGCCGACUGGCUGGUCGGGGGGAAGCAGGCAGUCACGGCGUCCUGGGACCGGACUGCUAACCUGUAUGACGUGGAGACGGCGGAGCUCCUUCACUCUCUGACAGGGCACGACCAGGAGCUCACGCACUGUUGCACACACCCCACCCAGCGGCUCGUGGUGACCUCCUCCCGGGACACGACCUUCCGCCUGUGGGAUUUCAGGGACCCGUCCAUCCACUCUGUGAAUGUUUUCCAGGGCCACACAGACACUGUGACGUCUGCCGUGUUCACCGUCGGAGAUAAUGUCGUUUCAGGCAGUGACGACCGCACCGUCAAGGUCUGGGACUUGAAGAACAUGAGGUCCCCCAUUGCGACCAUUCGUACGGACUCCGCCAUCAACAGGAUCAAUGUAUGCGUCGGCCAAAAAAUCAUUGCCCUCCCGCAUGACAACCGACAAGUGAGGUUGUUUGACAUGUCCGGAGUGCGGCUGGCACGGCUGCCCCACAGCAAUCGGCAGGGCCACAGACGAAUGGUGUGCUGCUCGGCGUGGAGUGAGGACCACCCUAUGUGCAAUCUUUUCACCUGCGGCUUUGACAGGCAAGCCAUUGGCUGGAAUAUCAACAUCCCUGCGCUGUUACAGGAAAAGUAAGGUGGCCGGCGCCCCAUUCUGGUGGUUUGCCAUGGACCUGCGACUGGGGCAGGCCUUGCUCAGACUGACCAGCCGUUUUGUGAUAGCUGGACCCUGAGAAGGGGGUUUGUAUGUGUCCGUUUCACAUUGUACCCAGCUUGCAUGAAGUGUACAGAACUGUGGUCCUGUGUUUUAUUCCGUCAUUUGUGUGCGCUGGCGUCCUCUGGUCAGUGGGAGUGAAGCCUCUCCCUACAGCACGUCGCGGUGACUCGCUGGCAUUGGCCAGGGGACAGGAGGCAGGCAUCACACUGUGAGUCUAGGAUGAGCCUGUGUGCUCACGUGAGCGGGAGUUGCCUGGCAUUUCUGGAACAGUCCCACGUAUCUCCCUCAUCCUGGGAAGACGGCAGAGCUGUGUUUAUGUCGGCUGACGAAUGGCAGGAAUGAUAAAAAACCCCACGUUUACUCCGUGUGAAGUUGUAGCAUGUGCUGUCGUGUAGUUCACCUUCCGCUCUGUUCUGUUACAGAUCUGUGAAAUUAACCUGGAUCUUAGAAUUUACAAAAAUAGCAUAGAAUGUUGAGUUUGCAACAGAGAGUUUCUUUUGAAAAGAAAAAGGUUUUGCUUUUUUCAUAGAAAAUCAUUUCAAUUUCCUGAGGUCUCAUAUUAGCAAAUUCUAAAAUAUAAUGAUUCUAAUCACUGAUUUCAGAUCUUAAGCAAAAUUUAAAGCACUUUAGUUUAUAGCUAUGGUUAUAAACAGUCUUUAGAAGUUUCAAAUGACUUAUCCAUUGAAUGUGACUUGACCUUUUUAAGAAGCCCUGCUACCUGAAAACAAAACCUUAUUUAUUUUCAGCACCUUUGGUUUGCCUAUUUCUACAUGGGUUCACUUUCUUGGUGGUAUCUGAGAGCCUACAUGCAAAUAAAUGAGUACUACCUCAAAAAUAAACGUGUCGGAAGCUGGGGAGCUCACUGUUGCCCAGCUAAGCACUUUGGCUCUUAGCUGGAAUACCGAGUUGAGUUCACAAAGCAAGAAAGUCAGUCAGCAAAUGUACCCUGAGGAUGGAAGGCACUUCCACUGGCUGACAAGGCAGCAGCCAAAACGAUAAUUCGCAGAUGACAAGAUGCCCUUGACACCUUUCAGUGCCAAUCCUCCCACUGCCGGGGUGGGCCCUUCAGUGUCGCCUUUUCAGCAGUUACUGAAUCUGAUGCUUGUGAUUUAUUCCUGUUGAGUUUCAGUUUUGACAGACAUCUCAGCAUACUGCCCUUCAUAUUUUUAAUCCUUUAAACAUGUCCCCUUGGACACUGGCCCUUGGAGAGGCACAAGAGGGUAACCCUGAAAACGGCCUUGGGUGACCCCGUGCCCUGUGUGUCUGUUUUGUAGUGAUGGGAGGCUGGAGCGCCCCAGGCCCCUUUCACUCAGGCCCUGCAGCAGCUGGUCUGCGGCACUUCAGCCCUGUGUCAUUGGUGGUUCCGAAGUGAUUUGCACAGCCCGGGAGGGAAGGGGCCCGGAGAACCAGUGCUGAUGUGGUCCCGACUUGAGGUCGCUAACCAAGGGGCAUGCAAGACAUGCCUUAGAGGGACUUUAUUUUUAAAGCUCCAGAAUUGGUUGUAUUUUUAAAGUGUGACAUUCGUCCCGAGCACACUGAGAUCACAGUUGGGCUGUCACUGUGGCCCUGCCCACCAUACCCCAAAGGCAUGAGCACGACCACUUCUCAUCGAUGGGCUGCACAGCCCCCUCGGGUUCCUUUUGCGUUUUAAUGUGAAUGGUCGGUGUCUCAGAAUCAUCGUUAGAGCAUUGGAAAAUAUAUACAAGUAGCUAAAUCAAACUUAAGAAGCAGACCUCUGCCAGAUGAAAAACAUUUGAAGCUUUUAGAUACAUAUUCAUGAUGGCCAUUUAGUUCUGUGCAGACCAGCACCCUUCACGGCUGGCAGCUGCUCCUCUUGUUGCUGAGGGGAGGGGCUGCUCUCCUCACUUGUGUCUGAGGGUGCGAGGCCUCAUGGUGCUCCAGCUGGUCCCCGGAAGCAGGACACGCCCCUGCUGCUGCUGCGUGUCCUCUGACGGGGUCCCGUCCAGCUGCUCUGGCCUCAGUGCCGGUGAUGUCAGGAGCCAUGAAGGAGACGGGUUAGUGUGUGUGCAUGAGUGUGCGUGUGCAUGAGUGUGUGCAUGUGCCUGGCUGAAAUGGUCAUGUGAUCAUCCAUGUGUGAGCUCAUGUGAAGUAGCAUCUGGAAACGGAGUGGUUUUGUCCUAUAUGGUGAUAUGUCCAGAAUUUCAUUUACUGAUGGAAGGAGAAUGUGUGGUUACUGAGGAAUGUAUACCGAUAAGAAUUUCACCCAAGACAUGCUGUUGGACAAAGCAACACUUUCUCAACCGCUGCACAUCAGUUUCUGUAGACUCAAAAAUUCUGUGCCUAUUUUGAAAUCUGAAGAAUCCUAUGUAAAUUAUUUGUUGCUUAAAUCUGUGAAAAACAAGUUUCUUUGGGGGGAAAGUAUGCAUUUGUAAGUGUUGUGUAGAAGCGAGUGUUUUUAUUGUAUUGAUGUAAUUGUUUUUAAGUGUUCAGCGUCUUCAUUGUAUUAUGAAAUUCAUUAAAAAUCCAUGUUCCAUA